Erythranthe guttata (spotted monkey flower) is the source of this 1141-nucleotide messenger RNA. Its product is annotated as putative glutathione S-transferase parC. Gene Ontology annotation, cellular component: cytoplasm. NCBI's taxonomy places the organism in Eukaryota, Viridiplantae, Streptophyta, Magnoliopsida, Lamiales, Phrymaceae. Gene Ontology annotation, biological process: glutathione metabolic process. Gene Ontology annotation, molecular function: glutathione transferase activity. The record is from RefSeq and is a predicted model, not a curated record.
AAGCAUUCCCCCAUUAUAUAUACAUUCAGUUCUCUUCCCUUUUGCUUAUUACAACUCACUAAAUUUACUUAACUGAAAUUUAAGCCUUUUCGAUUUUUUAAGUCUCGGAGAAAGAAAAAAAAAAAAAAAAAAAAGAUGGUGGCUGCUGACAAGGUAGUGUUGCUAGAUUCUAUGUUUAGUAUGUACGGUAUGAGGGUUCGAGUCGCGUUAGCGGAAAAGGGCGUCGAGUACGAGUUUAAGGAUGAGAAUUUGCUCGACAAAAGCACGCUUUUGCUUGAGAUGAACCCGAUUCACAAGAAAAUCCCGGUUCUGAUUCACAAUGGAAAACCCGUUUGCGAAUCGAUGAUGAUCGUUGAGUACGUCGACAAUGUGUGGAAGAAUGACGACUCUCCAUUGUUGUUGCCUUGUGAUCCUUACAAGAGAUUUCAAGCUAGGUUCUGGGCUGAUUUUAUUGACAAAAAGGUAAACGAUUCUCAAAAGAAGGUAUGGACAAUGAAAGGAAAAGAGCAAGAAAAAGGCAAAGAAGAAUUCAUAGAGGCCCUCAAAUUGUUGGAAGGCGAGCUUGGAGACAAGCCUUACUUCGGUGGUGACAACUUCGGGUUUUUAGACAUAGCCUUAGUUCCUUUCUACAGUUGGUUUUACGCAUACGAAACUCUCGGUAACUUUAGCAUUGAAGAGCAUUGCCCUAAGUUGAUCGAAUGGAUCGAAAGGUGCAUGCAGAAAGAGAGUGUUUCCAAGUCACUACCCGAUCCUAAGAAGGUUUACGAGUAUAUUUUGUAUCUAAAGAAGACAUUCGGCUUUGAAUAGACGAUGCAUUUUUUGUCGAAGCAUGAGGUCUCUUGUGAUGUUACACGAGAUGAAGUUACAUUCUUCUAUUUUAUCGUAACUAUUCAUUUAAACGCAACAAUGUAGACGUGUGUUUUUGUUCGUAAACAUCGUUAUGAUGUAUUCGAUGUAUUUCGCCUCUAUUAGGGGGAUGUUAACUUAUUUAGUUUUGUAAUUUCAACUAAGAAUAGCUAAGAUUCAUCAUUUGGCUUUUGGCAUGUGUAGUAAGAUCUUUAAUUAUGAUGCUGCAAGAGAACAGGGGAUUUUUCUUUAUCUAUUUUUCUUGUUAAAAAAAAAGAAAUUUGACUUUUAUUUU